Penicillium angulare is the source of this 771-nucleotide messenger RNA. RefSeq names its product OB fold domain-containing protein. The transcript has a single exon. Gene Ontology annotation, biological process: resolution of meiotic recombination intermediates; double-strand break repair via homologous recombination. Lineage: Eukaryota; Fungi; Ascomycota; Eurotiomycetes; Eurotiales; Aspergillaceae. Bases 1 to 771 code for a protein of 256 amino acids. Gene Ontology annotation, cellular component: nuclear body; RecQ family helicase-topoisomerase III complex. The record is from RefSeq and is a predicted model, not a curated record.
AUGUCUACAAACGACCAAAUCCUCACUCAAAUCCAGACCUCAAAAGGCCUCUGCGUCUCCCCAACCUGGCUCAACAAAUUCCUAGCCUCAUCCCCCAACAUCCCCGCGCCAGUACUCAUUAAAACAGCUCUAUUCCGCGUCCUCGCCUCUGAUAUCCGUGAAUCACUCUCCACAAACCCAACAUCCAUUUUACCAGUCGAUAUUUCCAAUCCAAACAUUCGAGAAAGCAGACUCCAAGGUACAAUUCCAGUGCAAGUUCUCGAUAUCGAAGAUAUAGGUUCUAGUCUCUGGAGCCAGGUUGAAGCGAUUGAACGCGUGGAACGCGGCGAGGCGAUUCGCGGUCGCGAGAUUGUGCGUACGAUUUCUGUAGGCGAGGAUCAGGAGGCAGCGGAGAAUGGUUCAACGGCGGGUGCAGCGGGGAAUUCAAAUUCGAAUUCGAAUGCAAAUCCAAACGCGUCGGGGAGUAGUGGCGCGGGACCGCAUAGAUUGAUUCUUCAGGAUGCGGCGGGUACGAAGGCUCUUGGGAUUGAGAUGCAGAGGAUUGAAGGUGUUACGUUGGAAAAGCUGUCUAUUGGAGCGAAGUUGAUGCUUCGUGGAGCGACGGUUGCACGGGGUAUGAUUCUUUUGGACCCUGGGUGUACGACUUUGCUUGGGGGGAGGAUUGAUUCGUUGGAUAGACCGUGGAAGGAUGGGAGAAAAGCGAGGUUAUUGAGGACAAUUGAUGCUAUGGGAGAUGAGGCACCUACUAGUGGGAGUGGAAGAGGAAGAUGA